Eruca vesicaria subsp. sativa (arugula) is the source of this 1528-nucleotide messenger RNA. Lineage: Eukaryota; Viridiplantae; Streptophyta; Magnoliopsida; Brassicales; Brassicaceae. The record is from the annotation of a GenBank genome assembly.
AAAAAUAUCUUACAAUUAAAAAUACGAUUUGCAUCAUUACCGAUCUUCUUUAGAUGCUGUCUUAGUUGUACUUGCACGCGGUGGUCCAGUUAAGCAAAUCCAACGUUUGAUAUUCUCUUUCCUUUUACAGAUCUAAUCUGAACCGUCAGAUUAGAUCUCACUUUCUCUGAAGUCUGAACAGAGUACACAGAAACGAAAGUGGGAAUGAAUCUAGACGAAAUUACGAUCUUACACCACCUCGUAUGCUCGCCUAUAUAAACCUUCGCCCCUCUUCCUUUCUCCUUCGUACUACCACCACCACAUUUCUCUAACAGUAUCCAUUACUAUCUCACCUUCAGAUUAAAAAAUGGAGUCUUUUUUGUUCACCUCCGAGUCAGUCAACGAGGGACAUCCCGACAAACUCUGCGACCAGAUCUCCGACGCUAUCCUCGACGCUUGUCUCGAGCAAGACCCCGAAAGCAAAGUCGCUUGCGAGACAUGCACAAAGACCAACAUGGUCAUGGUCUUCGGCGAGAUCACCACCAAAGCCAACGUCGACUACGAGAAGAUCGUCCGCAAAACUUGCCGUGAAAUCGGUUUCAUCUCCGACGACGUUGGCCUAGACGCUGACAACUGCAAGGUCCUCGUCAACAUCGAGCAACAGAGUCCCGACAUCGCUCAAGGCGUCCACGGCCACCUCACGAAGAAGCCUGAAGAGAUCGGAGCUGGUGACCAAGGUCACAUGUUCGGUUACGCCACCGACGAGACUCCUGAGCUCAUGCCGCUAAGCCACGUUCUCGCGACUAAGCUUGGAGCUAAGCUCACUGAGGUUCGCAAGAACGGGACAUGCGCGUGGUUGAGACCAGACGGUAAGACGCAAGUCACCGUUGAGUACUUAAACGAGAACGGAGCUAUGGUCCCUGUCCGUGUCCACACUGUUCUAAUCUCGACGCAGCAUGAUGAGACUGUGACUAACGAUGAGAUCGCAGCUGAUCUCAAGGAGCAUGUGAUUAAGCCUGUGAUCCCAGAGAAGUAUCUCGACGAGAAGACCAUCUUCCACCUCAACCCUUCUGGUCGUUUCGUCAUCGGAGGUCCUCACGGUGACGCUGGACUCACGGGGCGUAAGAUCAUCAUCGACACUUACGGUGGUUGGGGUGCACAUGGAGGUGGUGCUUUCUCAGGAAAGGACCCGACCAAGGUUGAUAGGAGUGGUGCUUACAUCGUUAGGCAAGCGGCUAAGAGUAUUGUUGCUAGUGGGCUUGCGAGGCGUUGCAUUGUGCAAGUCUCGUACGCCAUUGGUGUCCCUGAGCCGUUGUCUGUGUUUGUGGACAGCUAUGGAACUGGGAAGAUUCCAGACAAGGAGAUUCUUGAGAUUGUGAAGGAGAGUUUUGACUUCAGGCCAGGGAUGAUUUCGAUUAACUUGGAUUUGAAGAGAGGUGGUAAUGGUAGGUUCUUGAAGACUGCUGCUUAUGGUCAUUUCGGAAGGGAUGAUGCUGACUUCACCUGGGAGGUUGUGAAGCCACUCAAGUCUAACAAGGUCCAAGCUUGA